GAAGCGCACUCUUGUAUGCCACACCGGAGCUAGGUACAGGAUCAGCACGCGAGCGAGUGUGCUCGUGAGAGGAGAGAGUAGGGGAGUAGUGGUAGGAGGUGAGGGAGACAGUAUCAGCGCAUGAUGGCACGAAUGCGAUUUUGUGUGUGGUUACUCGCAGCUGUAACGGCGGGCAUUUUUGAAGAGGAGGAACACGGUUUUGUGGAGGGCCCUCAAGAUAUUAUGCCCACGAGACCGGCAAAGGCAGCUCCCGCAGAUGAUGGUCAGGCAACAUCAACAAUGGCUGGAGAUGGUGCUAUCAACAAAGAAGGACCUGGUGCAAAACAAACUCCACCUGGUGCAAAACAAACUCCGCCGGGCUCAAAGAAACAAACCCCACCUGGUGCAAAACAAACCCGCUCGGGCGCUGAUAACAAAGGUGAACAAGCUUCAAAGAAACCAGAAAAGGUUAGUCAACCGCUGAAGUCGGGACUUUCAACUACCCAGAAGCUGAGGAAGACUUCGCCGCCCGCAGCCUUGGAGGUGGCUAGGCCAGAUGCAGCCUCAGAGUCGUCCGGAACGCAGAAUUCCCAGCUGCCUUUUACAGUUCAGGGUGCUGUGUUGCAGGCGUGGGUAUUACCAACCCCUGUUGUAGCCAGCACAAUCUCUGCUGACGGCGCUUUCCUUGCGGUGGGACUGGAAGACGGGAACGUGAUGGUGCUGAACACACACUUAGGGAGAUUGACUUUCAUGGCACACAGGAUGCAUGCCCCACCUUCGGCCAUGGCCUUCGGCCAUGCUCCCAACCAAGAUCACCGGCUGGUAUGCACCACAAAGGCUGGAGAGUUCCAUGUUUUUGAUGUGAAGACCGGCAUACAAAGAAGCACACCAAAGCCUACUCCACCGAAGCAAUCGAUCGAUGUUCAUGACAUCAUGACUCUCCAUAAUACAUCUGUGGCAGUUCUGUUCAAGGAUAACUCCUACAUGGAGGUGGUGGAUACUGAGAGACUAGCAUCCAUCGGCACGAUUGAACCAGGUCCAAUCACUGGUUUUGCUGCUGUUCCUGGAUCAAAAGUACCACAGCUUUUCCAUUCCCCACACAGCUUGUCCAUCUUGGCGCUCGGGAAGAGCCUGUUGACCAAUCCACAGAAUUAUGUUCAGCUGGGCACAACUUCGGACAAAGUUGCUGAAGAGUUUUCAGAAGCAGCAGCAGCUCGUGCCAAACCAGAGGUACCUGCACUUGCACUUGGGCUCAAAAUCCGCGAAAAAGACAAGGUCUCCGCGAUCCCUGUAAUUCAGGAGUCUCGUUCAGACAAAGGAACAGGGAAAUCGGCAAGAUCUGACAACAGCACACAAGAGCAGAUCCUGCAGAAAGGGACAGGUGCACACCAAGACAAAGGCGACCUAAGUAGUGCUACUCAUGUGUUGUUUUUUGAUCUCUCAAGAUUCAAAAGCAAGGCUUCACAUCAGACAAAGACUUCCCUGACCACGCGGAUCGAGGACCAAUUUGAGACCCCACUGGACGAGCCACGAAAGACAGGUUUAUCUGCAAGGAACUCAAGAUCUGUGAGAGUGAAGGUCUCGAGAUCAAAACCAAGGCCAGGGUCAAGACAAGGUCUCACAAACACAAAAGGAAUCCUGACCACAAGUUCGGUUGCUGAAGACAAGUCAAAAGCACGUGAUGUUUCCGAUCUGGGAUGGGUAAAGCAACAAGUUCCUGCAGACAAGUACACAGGACAGCCGAAGCAAAGGACGGCGACGGAAAUGUCUGGCCCGAGCCCUCCUCCCCAUAGCACAUUAGUGUCGAGCAAGAGGUUGCAUGAGCACGUGGAUGGGACCGCAAAGGCGGGCAAGCAAGCAGUUCCAUCGCAGUCCCAUGAUGGCAGCGGCGUCCUUCAACUUCAGCUACCCAGCUCCAGAAAGCAGGUGGCGCAGCUCGCAUUGGGAAGAAAUGUGACAGUCAAUAUCCCCAAGAUAACACCUCUGAAGAUUCCCCCUAAGCUGCUGGCACCCCAGCCAAUGACCAUCGAUCCUAACCGUCAAAGCUCAAAGAUCGCUCAUCAUGUCCGAAUCACAGCCACCAUUGAUCAGAACCAUGAUGACAAAUCACCAAAGAGCCAAGACAAUCCCGAGAGCCCCCGAAGCGCAAGGUCGACUGAACGGGCUCGAAGCUGCGCUUCGCCUGCCAGCAGUUCUUGCAGUACUCAAAGGACUCCUCACAAGAGAACCGAGAGCUCACGCACAAUCCAGAAGGAUGGCUCAUCGGAAGAUCCUCAGGAAUACAAACACCCAUUACACCAGAUCAUGCAGAAGGUAUCUGGAAGGGGUGGAGGGAGAAGAGCAAGAGAGCAAAGAGUCGUCGCAAGACGUCAACAGAUUUUGGACCACCUGACAAGCAUGGCCAACCGUCUCCUUGCAGAGACUACUACGAAGCAGAAGAGUCGGCUAUCGAUACUCGCCACCCCCAAAAAGAGUAUGCUUGAGAUGCUUGCCAGCGCUAUGCUGCAGCGUGACCUAAAUAAUUAGGAUGGACCGUACACAGACACACCAUUAUGUGUGUGUGCAUGUGUUGUGAACUGUCAUCGCAGCAACCCCUUUUCCAC
Chara braunii is the source of this 2582-nucleotide messenger RNA. Lineage: Eukaryota; Viridiplantae; Streptophyta; Charophyceae; Charales; Characeae. The record is from the annotation of a GenBank genome assembly.